CAGCUAACUGUCCCGCAGAUUAAAGAUGGCGCCCUCUCACGCGCUGAGGUGCUGUAAACGGGCUUUAAACUGGGUACCUGUCCUGUUUAUUAACCUGGUCAUCGGCUGGUCUUAUUACGCCUAUGUUAUAGAGCUGUGUGUCUAUACAAUCCCAAAUAAUACAGAGAGAAUCUGUUAUUUGGUCGUCUUCCAUAUUUGCCUUAUCAUGUUCAUCUGGUCAUACUGGAAAACCAUUUGGGUAACACCAGCUGAACCGUCCAAAGCAUUUAGUUUGCCCAGAGUAGAGAAAGACCAGUUUGAAAAAGAGGAAAGAGCAGAAGUACAACAGGAGAUUUUGAAGAAAGUGGUUAGAAAUUUACCUGUGUACACCCGCACUGCAGGAGGAGCUGUUCCAUACUGUAAUUCUUGUCAAGUAAUCAAACCUGAUCGCUGCCAUCACUGCUCCACAUGCGAGAGAUGUGUGCUGAAAAUGGACCAUCACUGCCCCUGGGUCAAUAAUUGUGUCGGAUUCUCAAACUACAAAUUCUUCAUUCUAUUUCUGGGCUAUGCUUCACUUUACUGCGCUGUCAUUUGUGCCACAGUAAUGCAGUAUUUUAUCAAAUUCUGGAAGAAACUGCUUCCUGAAACUCACGCCAAGUUCCACAUCUUAUUCCUGUUCUUUGUGGCGGCUUUGUUUUUCAUCAGCAUCAUUUCACUGCUCAGCUAUCACCUAUGGCUCGUGGCGAAGAACCGGACAACUAUAGAGGCUUUCAGGGCCCCUGUCUUCACCAAUGGACCAGACAAAAAUGGCUUCUCUUUAGGCUUCAAAAGAAAUGUUGCUGAGGUCUUUGGCGAUCAAGCAAAGUACUGGUUCUUCCCUGUUUUCUCCAGCCUUGGAGAUGGACAUUCAUUUGUUACCAGGUUGGUUCAUAUAGAUCCUGAGACUGCAAACAGCAUUCUUCAGCAAAAUGGAAAGAGUUGCAGCCCUGUGGAUGGUGCAACAAACAUCUGUCAGCCUGCAAAUAAUGUACAACAUACACUGGACAAUAACAAAUCAGGACAAGCAGACUCUGUGGUGAUAGAGAAUGAGCCAUAGUUUCAGAAUUCAAGCUAAAACGUGUGAUAUAUGUGAUGCCUUAACCAUCCUCAGCACCUCUCUGUGAGUCCUCCGUGCCCCUCUGGUCACAUGAUAAGGUGGAGUAUUCUGUUCAAACUGCCUCCAUAUGCCACAAUAGAUCAAAGACACAAAUAUAAAAUAUAAAAGGCCAAAAGAUUUCAAUACAAGACUUUCAUUUCAUGGCAUUCAUCAGUUGUGAUAGACCUGUGGCACUGUUGGUAGUACGAAGGAUUAAAUUAUGAUACAUUGAUUAAAUUAUUGAUUGAUUGAUACAUUUAACAGUACAAAAGAAUACCAAAUGCCUGCCAUUUCUGUAACAUGCCCCUGGUGUAUCUUGUCAUAUACUUAAAAUGUAAUUGCUCCUUGCUCACAAAGAUGUGUUGCUGCCAUAAUUUUAAUAUCAUUUUGUAAAAAUUUGUUUCAACAUCUGUAACAUUUGUAGUACUAUUUUCUACAAUAUGGUUUCAUGUGUUAAACUGAAUGUUUUUGUACAAAGUCAACACUAAAGCCAUUGUUUCCUAAUGAACCAGUAUUAUCUCUGUAUAAUAUGUUAAGCAACAGUUUUCUAGAUAAUGUGUGAAUUUGAAGAAUUUGUUUACAUGUAUUAUUUUAGUUUUUAUCUUGUCCAGCUACUAUGCUCAUAUUUUACUCCAAAAUCAAACCUCUUUUGAUUUGCAUUCUUCAAAACCAAAUUGUUGCACUGUAAUGCUAUGAAAUGCUAUGAAAUUAAUAAUUAUUUUUUAUAUAUAUACAUGUUUUAAAAUGGUUUUUAUCUGUAAAAAAUACUGUGUUUUUGUUAAAUAAUGCAAUGGCUUCAACCAAGAAAAAGACUGAAUUUGCUAAAGAUAGUGCUUUUAUUUUGUAUUUAUUUAAGUGAAAUUAUGUAUUUUGUGUAACAUGAAUGCCCUAUUUUCAUGAUGGAACGGUUGUUUCUGAAUGAGUACUAAUGAUGAGUUUUAAGUAUUGUUUUUGUAUGGCACAGCUUUUUACUGAGAACAUGGUGAAGGAUUACAGUUUUUUAGCUGUUAAAAUAAACUCUUAUGAAUUUAUUUUUAAUAUUCUUGUAUUAACAUCUGAAAUGGUUGAUGGUAAUUGCUCGAGAGGUGAUUUAUCAUCCUAAAAUAUGUACUGCAGGCUGAUCGUAAAGCUCCAAAGUCUUGGAUCAAAGUGAAGAGUAUUAUGUAUAUAUGGUUGUCUACUGGUCUGACAGGUUAAAUGUAAACCCAAUUGAAGAAAGCAUCAAAAGCAGUGGACACGUUCCCUGUGAUAUUAAGUCCAACUAAAAGAGCUAUUUUAAAGAUUUGUUUGCUUUGUUUUGACACUCCUAGCAUUUGUGUGCCCAAAUAAAAAAUCGAUGACUUAUUAAUUUUCAGUACAGUAAACAGGAGUCCUAAUAAAUAAUGUCUUUACUGC
Messenger RNA from Periophthalmus magnuspinnatus, 2509 nucleotides. Its product is annotated as palmitoyltransferase ZDHHC20-B-like. The transcript is spliced from 13 exons. The record is from RefSeq and is a predicted model, not a curated record. Gene Ontology annotation, molecular function: protein-cysteine S-palmitoyltransferase activity. Gene Ontology annotation, biological process: peptidyl-L-cysteine S-palmitoylation; protein targeting to membrane; synaptic vesicle maturation. The coding region runs from base 26 to 1075 and encodes 349 amino acids. Gene Ontology annotation, cellular component: endoplasmic reticulum; Golgi apparatus. Lineage: Eukaryota; Metazoa; Chordata; Actinopteri; Gobiiformes; Gobiidae.